Drosophila santomea is the source of this 1001-nucleotide messenger RNA. Its product is annotated as protein late bloomer. The coding region runs from base 96 to 791 and encodes 231 amino acids. NCBI's taxonomy places the organism in Eukaryota, Metazoa, Arthropoda, Insecta, Diptera, Drosophilidae. Gene Ontology annotation, cellular component: membrane. The transcript is spliced from 5 exons. The record is from RefSeq and is a predicted model, not a curated record.
ACUUUAGUCUAUAUUUUGAUGGCACUGCUCAAGGUGUGUGCUCGCCGACGGAAAAACUCGUAUGAAAAUUGUGAAAACCAAAAGCUAGCUGCGCCAUGUACUGCACCACCCGACUGCUCAGAUACGUGCUGUGUGUCAUCAGUGGCAUCUGUGCCCUAGGUGGCUGCCUGCUCAUCUGGUACGGCGCCUGGCUGCUGGACAGCCUCUCCGACGAGCAGCGGGUGUUGGGCAUGGAUCACGGCGAGGACCUGGCCGCCCUGCUCUGCGUCCUACUGGGCACCGUCAUCGUAGUGGGCAGCAUAUUCGGAUGGAUGGCUGUGGCCAAGGACUCCAGGGCGCUGUUGAUCUGCUAUGCAGUUUUGCUGGUCUUCCUCUUGAUCGUUCAGUUUGUAAUGGUCAGCAUAAGUUAUGCCGCCAGCCGAGAUUCCCUGCCGGAUUCUUUGACGCAAGGACUUGAUGAUCUGUGGGAUGCGCAUCACGAAGGCAACAGCACCCUGAACACCUACGAGGAGUGGCUUCACUGCUGUGGCCGCAGAAGUGCCGAGGACUACCUGCACUUGGAGAAAAUGCCCCCGCCAAGUUGUUGUCUCGAUCGGGACUGCACCAAGCCAAUGAAUCUCUUCAUGACGGGCUGCGAAGUCAAGUUCAAGGAGUAUGUCAGCGCAAAGACUUCCAACUUCCACUCGCUAAGUUGGAUCCUUGUAUUCUUUGAGUUCGCCGGCUCGGUGACCACCUGCUACCUGGUUGACAGCAUUCGCAAUCAUCGCGACCGCAUAAGAUUCUAUAAUUAAGAAAGUAUUUACGAACCGUAUUAUCGUUAUUUGUUGUGAAUAAUUUCCUAGCCACACGGCCCUGGCGAAUUGUGAUUGUAGCUUACGAUGAUUAACCAAGUUAGGCUACAGAUACCAAGUAUUCAUUCAUAAAACUGUAAACUGGCACCCACGCCUAGACAUAAUUCGAAACGAAAAUAAAUAAGCCCGUUGCCAUUGACUAAACUUUUA